CAAGGCCUUCGACGAUUUAUAGAGACUAAUCGCAGUCGUCUCGGAGAGGCUCAAGCAUUUGUACGCAAUUGGUUUGAGGAUAGAGGCGUUCAUGUGGCCAACUCAAACGCCGGAAACUUUGUUUGGGUCAACCUGGGCGGCGCGCUCGGCUUCGACGACGCAGUGACUGAGAAGCGGGUCUUCCAGAAACUGCUAGAUGGAGGAGUAUACAUUGCUCCUGGGACAGCGUAUCAUAAUUCCAAAGCGGGCUGGUACCGUAUCACAUUCAGCGUCGCGAGGGAGAAUCUGGAGGUCGGUCUGGGCAAGAUAGAGAGCUUGCUGGACUUGAAGGUAGCCAAUGGACAUUAA
Molecule: messenger RNA, 348 nt
Organism: Kockovaella imperatae
Lineage: Eukaryota; Fungi; Basidiomycota; Tremellomycetes; Tremellales; Cuniculitremaceae
Product: pyridoxal phosphate-dependent transferase
Exons: 3
Biological process (GO): biosynthetic process; amino acid metabolic process
Molecular function (GO): pyridoxal phosphate binding; transaminase activity
Source: RefSeq, a predicted model, not a curated record